Molecule: messenger RNA, 1591 nt
Organism: Trachymyrmex septentrionalis
Lineage: Eukaryota; Metazoa; Arthropoda; Insecta; Hymenoptera; Formicidae
Gene: Ktl
Product: BTB/POZ domain-containing protein KCTD16
Exons: 1
Coding region: 640-1383 (247 amino acids)
Biological process (GO): protein homooligomerization
Molecular function (GO): protein binding
Source: RefSeq, a predicted model, not a curated record
ACCGAGUGGAGAGUAUAUCCUGACAUUUCUGACACGCGCGCCAACCACCUAGGCGAGGAAGCGCGCAGCCGAGAGAUCCGAGCGAGUGUCAAGCUCGGUCUUCGUCCCUCGCAUCGACGUGGCACAGUCUGUCGCUUCUCGCCGUUACCAUCAGUUCUGCUGCGAGUAGCUAGAUAUUAAUUCGUCGUGAACGAAUUGAAUAAUAUCGGAGUGAGACGAGAAUCUGUUUGGCUUUUCAGCAAGCAUCAUCGAAAGUGUCGUCACGUGUGAAUACGAGCUGGUUCUGGAAGCAAUCUGUUCCACGUCAUCAAUCAAAAUUCUGAAGAGGAAUCUUCUUCCGUGAUAGCGUGAUCACGAUCGACUCUGGGAUUUCCUAGGUCGUCGACCUGUGGUCUUCCUGCCUCUCGUCCUGCGCGAGUGUCGCGUAGCGUUUCACCGAGCAAAGUGCAGUUCUGUGUCGUGAUUCUUUAUCAUCUUUAAUCCCCCUGAGAAUAUCUCAGGUGUGAGUCUUCCGUUUGUGGUCAUUCUAUUGGCGUCGAUAAGUCACUUCAUCGGUCCACGCGACCAGCUGCUACCUCUUUCUUUCUCUCAUUCUCACUCUCUCUCUCUCUCUCUCUCUUACGUCACUCCAAUCGCAGCAUGGGGGACCAGGAGCAACAGGAAACGAUGUCAAGCGUGGUAGAGUUGAACGUGGGCGGCGUCUUCUACACCACUGCUUUGACUACACUGACUCGCGAGAGCGAUUCGCAUCUGGCGGCACUCUUCACUGGCAAAUUCACCGUGGAAAAGGACGCCAAAGGCAAAUAUUUUCUGGAUCGCGACGGCGUACUCUUCCGUUAUGUAUUGGACUUUCUGCGCAAUCAGGCACUCGUUUUACCCGAGGGCUUUCGUGAACGUGAGAGACUCAAACAGGAGGCGAAUUUCUAUGGUCUACCUGGUUUAGAAAAGGCAAUUUUGGAGAAUACAGAUUCCGGCGGACAAAUUGGCGGAGCAAUUGGCAAACGCGCACCAGGAUACAUCACCAUCGGCUAUCGCGGCAGCUUUGCCUUUGGCCGCGAGGGUCUAGCCGACGUCAAGUUCCGCAAGCUCUCGAGGAUCCUCGUGUGCGGCCGCGUGGCGCUCUGCCGGGACGUUUUUGGUGAAACGCUGAACGAAAGUCGCGAUCCUGAUCAUGGCAUGUCCGAUCGCUACACAUCACGCUUUUUCCUGAAACACAGCGUCAUCGAACAGGCCUUCGACAUGCUGCAGGAGCAGGGCUUCAGACUAGCGAGCAGCUGCGGCUCCGGCACUGCCGGGAGCAACUCUGAGCAACUGAAACCCGGAGUGGAUUCUGAAGAGAAUCGUUGGAAUCAUUAUAACGAGUUCGUCUUCGUGCGCGAUUAAAGAGUUUCGCAAACGAGUACUUUGGCUAAACAUCGUUGACGGCUCUUAUUUUGCAAAAGUACGAGGCUGCGAUCGAGCAGCUGCCGCGAAAAAGAACUUCUUCAGAUAUUCGAAACAGUUCAGACAGAAGUGGAAACAUUCGCGAAGACACGUGUGUCUAACAUGCGAGCGAAUGACAUAAUACGGAACUCUCGUUUAUAGCAUGCUU